This is a messenger RNA of Ceratosolen solmsi marchali, 2381 nucleotides long. RefSeq names its product serine/threonine-protein kinase PRP4 homolog. Lineage: Eukaryota; Metazoa; Arthropoda; Insecta; Hymenoptera; Agaonidae. The transcript has 2 exons. The record is from RefSeq and is a predicted model, not a curated record. The coding region runs from base 147 to 2201 and encodes 684 amino acids.
UCAGCUAGCGUGUGAUAAGAAACCCUUUGGCUUCUUAUAUUAAGACUAUAAUAUACUAAGCAAACGAAUUCGCUUAAAUAAACUCAAAAGGAAUUGAUUUAAAGGAUAAAUUAUUACGGCAGUCGAAUCGCCAAAAGUCCAUUCAAAUGCCUUUUUUUACGAAAAUGUCAGCUCACUUCAGGAGUAGUGGCUAUACUGCCAAAGAGUCUCAAUCUAAAUCCAUCUGUACUGACAAGGAAAAGAAUUAUUUGCCCUCCAAACACGAUAAUGGAUUAUACGCAAAUAAGGAAAAGAUAGCCGAAUGUCGUGAUAAUGAAUAUCACAAGCAUAGUUACGGUGAUCGUGUACGUAAAUUACCGAACGAGGAGCACUCUCAACAGAUUAAAAACGCUAAUGAUAAUUAUGUCGAUUGUCGGGAUUAUCGUAAGAAUAAAGAAAAAUGUUCAUCAUGGGACAUAAGAGAUCAGGACAUAGGAGAUCAGGACUAUCGUAACACGAUUGAGAAAGGCAAUUUGAAUUCCAAUAUCGAGACAAGAGAUUCGAGUAACACUGUGGACAUUGAGGUGGAGGAUAUUUUCGUAAAUAACGAUUCGUUGUCAUCGCCAAAGACGAAAAGAAAUGGCAUUUCGCAGCACGAAAAGCAACGCUCCGGCUCGCUGGCUCGUCAUCACAAACGCACAUCCGACUCUUACGAUCGACAAAACGGCAAAUCGCGAGAAAAUAAUAUUGCCGAGCCUUGGAGCGAAGAAGAGGAUGACGAGCCUCUAGUCACAACAAUCACCGAGGAGCGUGCCAAAUAUGCGAAUAACAAUAACAAUAAAAAUCAAAUGCUAAAGCAAAUUGAAAAUUUCGGUUCCUUAAAAAAGCGGAAUGAUAGAAACGUUGGACUGAAUUUGGGAUUUCGCGCAAUAGUCGAUCGAUUUAGAAUGAAGAGCGAUAAUAAGGACCGAGGAAGGGCCGAGCUCUCCCAAAGAAACAAGAAGCAGGAAUACGUAAAUGAAAACUGGCAAUAUGAUAAUAGCGAUAAUAAUCAUUACAAGGGGAAUAAGAGCCCGAGAAACGUUGAAAUGAAUCUGGCCAAGUAUUCGAAAGCUGAAAGAAAUCAGCGAAUAAAGGACUACGAAUUCGAAUACGAUCUACCCGACACUAGACGAUCUCCCGAUAAGGAUGAAAAUUAUUAUCAUACCAAGGGAAAGCAUCGUCACGAGAACGAUAAAUCGAAACGCAAAAGUUACGCCUUUGAGGCAUCGCCAGAAGAUUUCGACGUAAGAAUUCAAAAAUACGAACGUGCACGCCAUGAUAAUCCUCGGGCGCAGCGAAAAAAUUUAUUACACGAGCGAGCAUGUAAGGAUUUCGAUAUCUCGCAGAAAAACGCUUCGAGAAACGGUAAUGGCACGAGCAUACCACGAAAAGUCAGUUUACGAGAGAAGAAUAAGGAUUUAUUGAGACGGCGUGAGUCAACGAAGCAUCGAGUUUUUAAAUCCAAGAUUUCGGAAAGACAUUCGCGGCCGUUAACUCCACCCACUAAUCAAUCGGCCGCAAAUUUGGAGAGCUUUCAAGAUGAUACGCCCAAGGAUCGCGUCAAGGACCCGUCGAGGAAGAGCUUCUCCAUGAAGGAAUGGUAUGAGAGUAAUCGGCAAUUCGCUACGAGAUAUCUCAAGGAGCACAGCAAAGUCAAGGAAUUAUCAAUGUCCGAUGUCUCGGCCAAGGACGAAUUUAUAUUCGGCUCACCCACUAAGGAAUGCAAGACAUUUUUUCAAAUCGAUAAUCACGAGCGACAAUGUCAUUAUAUUGAGAGAGAGCCGUUAGAAAAUGUCGGCGACAAUGCGGAUGGAUAUCGGGAAUUUACAACUCUAGGCCAAAGCGAGGGGACGAGUUUUAUAAAAUGUCGUACGAACGCGGAAAAGGAUUCGACGAAGCGACGAUGUGGUAAAGAGGCUGAUAGUGUUACGAAUGGUAGAAGGAGGCAUCGUUGCGAAUCCGUAGAAGAUGGGGAUGAAGAAGAUGAAGUGGAGGAGGAAAAUGAGGAGGAAAGGAUAUCGCGGCGAUCGGAGAUUUGCGGGAGAAGUUUUGUGAUGCCAAGGAGAAAAAUCUGGAAUUACCGAGAUGGGGGCGUUCAUAUAACGGAUGUCGAGGAAGGUCAACCUUGUUUGCAAUGUGGCGAAACCUGCUCCGGAUUUCUGCCGCACAUCUGGAGGUGAGUUGUACAUCGCUCAUAAUGGCCCUUUAUGCCCUCUGGAUCACCCUCUGGACUAUUAUUAAUAAUGAACAAUUUGAGAUAACUAACUGCUGCCAUUAUAGUGGGAAUGGCUUAUUCUUACACAAUUUUUUAAUUUGUUGCAACUUCGUACGUACCUUUUAUUUCGUUGAAAAAGUUUCUC